CCUACACAAGUCACAGGACAAAGCAUCAUCACAUCAGCAGUAACGUUCAGCCUUCACACUGCACCCAUACCGGUAUUUAAAAGGAUACAUAAACUAAGAAGUUCAUCAACAAACAGGGCGGGUUACAGAGUGGCUGAAACAUGAGGAUAGUUGUUUUCUGCUCUGCAGUUGUCUGUUUGCUUUUGUUCUCAAGAACAGAUUCAUGCAAUGUGGAAAUACUCACAACAAGGUCCCCCACAAAUAUCUCUUCUCCGGGCUACCCCUUUACAGACUAUCCGAGGAAUACAAACUGCUGGUGGAGGAUCGAUGCCAGUGACGAAGACAGAAACGUUAUUGUGAGGGUUCUGGAUUCUACAAUCGAACAAUCCCACAAUUGCACUUAUGAUAGUCUGUCAAUUUAUGAUGGACCAGAUGCUACGGGCCCUUCUCUUGGGCGACUGUGUGGACGCAGCCGCACCUCUGUGAUAAGCUCUGGUAGAUCCAUCUAUAUCGUCUUCAAAAGUGACAGCAGUAACCAGUACAAGGGCUUCCUUCUUCAGUUUUCUGAAACAACAAGAUGUGGAGGCGAGUUGACAGCAACACCUGAGGAAACAGUCUUUCAAUCGCCUGGCUAUCCCUACGAGUAUGUAAACGAAAUGAAUUGCACAUGGUACUUCACGGCCGAGAAUGAAAAUGAUACAAUAGUCAUGACGUUUGAUGAGAUUAAUGUGCAGCAAAGCACCUAUUGUGACAUUGGCUCGGUUUCCAUCUACAACGACCACGAAAACGACGACGAACAGCUACUCGGACAAAUCUGUGACGAUACCACGCCUAACCUUCAAAGUUCCAGAAACAAAAUGAGGAUCGACUUUCAUAGGGAUAUGGACACUAUGGGAAUCGGAUUCUCUCUGAAAUUCAAAACGGUGAAAGCUAGUGUUUGUAACCUGACAAUGGUCUCUACUACCACCCCGCAAUACUUCGUAUCGCCUGGAUAUCCGGAUGCAUAUGAUCGUGACUUGGAAUGUGUGUGGAUAAUCGUGGCAGUGGUUCAGCCAUAUGUUCAACUUGACGUCAUCGACGCAGAAAUUGAGGGCCCAUACCCUUCCUGCAGCAACGACUCAGUGACUGUUUAUGGAGCAAUGAAUCUUUCAAGCAAUGGACUGGGAACGUUUUGUGGCAAUGCCACACCGACCUACACGUCGCCAAACCAGUUCUUGGUUGUGAAAUUUAAGACAGAUGAUGUGAUUGAAGAUAAGGGCUUCCGUAUCAAAUACACGAGUGUCAGAAAAAUAGACCAGUGUGGAAAUACAUCUCUCUCAGCUCAAACAACACACAAGUUCCUUCAGUCCCCCGCAUAUCCUAAUCAUUAUCAAAACAAUGAUCUUUGUAUUUGGACGAUGACGGCAUCGUCGUCAAAUUCCAUGGUCAGAAUUGUGGUACUUGAUUCCGUUCUUGAAGGAGGAAAUAACUGUCCCUUUGACUCUGUGACGGUUUACGAUGGUACUAGCAUACAUUCCAACGUGAUAACAGUAUGGUGUAAUACAAUGACACCGACAGUACAGAGCACUGGACAUGCAAUGACACUGAAGUUUAAGACAGACGGCUCCAAUACAUUCAGGGGCUUCAGACUCAAGUACUUUGAAACAACUAGCCCGUUACCAUGCGGUGGACACGAGAGUGCCUCUUCUUACGACCAGUAUCUAACAUCCCCAGGCUAUCCCAGGGACUACCCACCAAACAAGGACUGUACAUGGACUGUUAAUACAGAUUUUACGCAGAUCAAGAUUAAUGUUCUCGACAGCGAGAUGGAAGGACUCUCCUGUGCGGGUGACAACGUUAAAAUAAUUGAUGGAGAUGGCGUGUCAUUAAUUGGGGAGCUCUGCGGGAGUAACACACCAACCAUAUACAGUUCUGGUUCGUCUGCCACAAUAAGGUUCCACUCAGACUCUUCAACCUCUGGUAGAGGCUUCAAACUGGCAUAUACAGGAGGCGAUUAUUUCAGUCCAUGUGGUCAAGAAGAUAUCACCGCAGACAUUUGGUCAGACUACCUUACCUCCCCCAACUAUCCUUACCACUACCCAAGCAACUCCGAGUGUUCCUGGUCGAUCAAUACAGGGGACUUUAGCAAGGUGGUGUACGUUGGCGUUAUUACCUCGGACUUGGAGUACUCGGACACCUGUUCCUAUGACUACAUUGAGUUUUUCGAUGGUUACUCUGACACAGACACAUCACUUGGAAGAUAUUGCGGCAGCAGUCUUCCCACAAAGCACAGCUCCGGAGAAAACAUGUACAUCAAAUUCCACUCUGACAGUUCCAACACAGGCACAGGUUUUAAGUUGUCGUAUGAAGCCAAGGACCGUGGCGACUUUUCAGAUCUCGACCCAGUCAACAUCCCUGCUAUUGUUGGAGGAUCUGUCGGUAGCGUCUGCUUCAUCUCAUUUUCCUUGGCAUAUUAGCAACAGCCAGGAAAAGGAAUCGACCAGCGGUCACCCAAGUCCGAGACAACACAGUACACAAUGUCAGUCAGGGUCCCUAUGAGACUACAGUUACUCCGGCCAACUUCCAGCCACCCCCUGCAUAUGUCCAAGUGGCCAGUCCUCCUCCCUACCCCCAGCCAGUUGCUACGAGAGACACAGCCCCAAUCGUAACCCAAGUAGCUGACUGAGAUCAUCAGAUAAUAAUCGGCAAUACACUGGCACACAAAUUCAGACUCAAUUCUGAAAUAUAUUCACUAGUACCUGCAAGUAUUUAUCUAACAAUGUCUUGAUUAAGCAUUAUCUAACAAACAUGUUAGCCGUAAAUUGUAUUUUCCUAUUACGGUUUUCAAUACCCGAACAUCGGAAAGAAAUGUGCUUUUUCCUACAUUUGUAACGAAACGUCAUUUGUUAUGAAAAUGUCUGGUAAAAUAUAGUAUAUGCUGCAAAUGCCAAAUGUUAAUCAAAAAAAUUAAUUGUUUACGUUGAAAUACUAAUUACCACAUUUUCGACAUUGGGACUGAAAAAUACAUAUGUCAGUUUCAAAUCAGUUAUUCAAGCAGUUUGUGAGUCUGCUUUUGUACAUUUUGAUUCAGAUACUCAUGUAUUGAGUCAUAGACUGAUGUUUACAUAUUAUCACAAUGGGAUGUGCAAUAAAGAACAUGUAAUUUCGGUUUCGUUCAUGUGUAACAUGAUCCAGUGUACCACAUACCUUGAACUAUAUAACUACGUGUAGCAUUGCGUUAUUGUCUGUCCCCACUUUAUGAAGAUAUUGCUACUUCUUAAAUGUAUAAAAUAUAUUUCAUAAAAUAAUAAAACAAUCUUAAAACUUCACUUGGUCAACGCACACAAGAACGUAAUUAAGGAAUGAAUAUAAACGACUCAUGAUCGCCAAUGUAUGACGAUUUUGCGAAAUUGUUGUCAUAUCUUUACCUGUAAGUGAUAAGAUGAGAUAUAAGACUAUUAUCAUUACAAGUACAUUUGGCAGACUAGAUUAGCACCAAAAUGUGAAAAGUGAUAUAUCAUUACACUAGGUUAUGAGUAGGAAUAUACGACACAAACGCAGUUGGGGGCCAGAGGGUAGAAAUUGAUUAAUGGUACCGAUGCUGCUUCAUUUGCAAACAUAAUAAAUCCGACCGCCUCCGAAAAUGCAUUUGUAAUUAAAUAAUCAGGUAGUUUGUUGCGAAACAAUAAAGUCAUACUCCAAA
This is a messenger RNA of Haliotis rubra (blacklip abalone), 3661 nucleotides long. RefSeq names its product cubilin-like. The transcript has 20 exons. NCBI's taxonomy places the organism in Eukaryota, Metazoa, Mollusca, Gastropoda, Lepetellida, Haliotidae. The record is from RefSeq and is a predicted model, not a curated record. Bases 141 to 2435 code for a protein of 764 amino acids.